Cyprinus carpio (common carp) is the source of this 946-nucleotide messenger RNA. Its product is annotated as metalloproteinase inhibitor 3-like. The transcript is spliced from 5 exons. The record is from RefSeq and is a predicted model, not a curated record. The coding region runs from base 179 to 736 and encodes 185 amino acids. NCBI's taxonomy places the organism in Eukaryota, Metazoa, Chordata, Actinopteri, Cypriniformes, Cyprinidae. Gene Ontology annotation, molecular function: protease binding; metalloendopeptidase inhibitor activity. Gene Ontology annotation, biological process: negative regulation of endopeptidase activity; negative regulation of membrane protein ectodomain proteolysis. Gene Ontology annotation, cellular component: extracellular matrix.
GCACGUUCAGUGAGAGGUGUGUAGCAUAGUUAGGAACACCAUAAAUUGGGACAGCCCACAUAACACUGUGACACAAUUGCACUUCAAAUGCAAUCUUUGAGUUGUGCCACAGAUAAAGCAAGCCGUAUCUGCUCCAGAGCCUGAAUAUAGUUUAGUCUUGCGCUGUGAGAGUGAGAGCAUGUCUACUGCUGUGAGUGUAGCGCUGCUGUUCUUCUUUUCUGUGGCACUGAACGAACAGGUGACCGAGGGCUGCAGAUGUUUACAAAGACAUCCUCAACAGGAUUUCUGCUCGUCUGAUAUAGUGAUUCGAGCAAAGGUCAUUGGAAAGGUGUCCAGCACUGUCCCUCGAUUAACUGCAUUCAAAAUCCAAACUAUUGAGACAUUUAAGCAAUCAGACAAGAAGAGAAUUCAGGUCAUCUAUUCUCCUCAAACCUCAUGUGGCAUCAGUCUGUAUAACGGCGAGUACCUGCUGUCAGGACGUGUCGAGGACGGCAGGGUCAUUGUUGAUUUAUGUGACCUUGUGGAGCCUUGGAACCAACUCUCCCAAGUUCAAAAGGCGUCCCUCAGCAUGUAUCAGAAAGGCUGUGUCUGUGAGAUCUCGCCCUGUACUGGAGAAUCCUGUUUGAUUGAGAUUCUUCAGAAAAAAUGUCUGCUAAGUCUUGAUGAUGAAAAGGCUCUUCAGUCUGUUUGCCUGCCUGGCAGUGACGGCUUCUGCAGAUGGCAACAAAGUUCCUGAGAACUAAAAAAGCUCCUAAAAUGAUGCCCUGAAGAACAAGUGCAUCAGCCAUUCAGCAGUGUGCAUUUUUGCCCUUUUGUUCUCCAGAAUGCUUAGAACAUUUUGAAAUCUAAACAAUUUAACGAAGCUUUGCAAUGCAGUCAAAAUACAUGCAAAACAUGGUUUUCAUGGAGAUAUGCAAUCAACCAUUAAACUAUUUUGCAUGUAAAA